CUUCGACAUGAAAUCUGUAGUGCUCGCCCUCCUUGUCGCCGUGGCCUGUGCCGACCAGCUGUAUCAUCCCCCAGCAACGGGAUGACUCCGACGAGGUCGCCAUCUUGAGGGACGAGCGCGUGAUCGAGGACGACGGAAGGUACAACUUCGACAUGGAGGCUGCCAACGGAAUCGUCAUGUCUGAAUCUGGCUCUCCUGGAGAGGAUGGAGCCAUCAACAGUGCUGGAUCUUUUUCGUACACCGCUCCUGACGGCAGUGACAUCCGCCUCCAGUACGUAGCUGACGAGAACGGCUUCCAGCCCCAGGGUGACCACCUGCCUGUGGCCCCCGAGUUCCCUCAUGAGAUUCCCGACUUCGUCCUCAGGCAGAUCGAAUUCGCCAAAGAGGAAGACGCCCGCAAUGCCCGUGGAGAGAUUUCACGGUCUUAUGGUGCUCCUCAUGAUGACUAAAGCCCUUCAA
Penaeus monodon (black tiger shrimp) is the source of this 459-nucleotide messenger RNA. Its product is annotated as pupal cuticle protein 20-like. Gene Ontology annotation, molecular function: structural constituent of chitin-based larval cuticle. The coding region runs from base 153 to 449 and encodes 98 amino acids. The record is from RefSeq and is a predicted model, not a curated record. NCBI's taxonomy places the organism in Eukaryota, Metazoa, Arthropoda, Malacostraca, Decapoda, Penaeidae. Gene Ontology annotation, cellular component: chitin-based extracellular matrix. The transcript is spliced from 3 exons.